Messenger RNA from Mesorhabditis belari, 2826 nucleotides. The record is from the annotation of a GenBank genome assembly. Lineage: Eukaryota; Metazoa; Nematoda; Chromadorea; Rhabditida; Rhabditidae.
AUGUCCUCCCUAAUCAUGGCUUUGGACAAUCAGGAUCGACAAGCGACCGCGAGGAUAUUAUCGACAAUGCCUAGUGAGGUAUCAAUUCGAGACAACGAGGAGAGAGUGGCCCUUCACUAUGCAGCCGAAACAAUGGACAUCGAGACGUUCACCUCAAUUUAUGAGCAAGAUCCCGCACUUAUUGACUCACAAGAUGCAUAUGGUUACACUCCUCUAAUGAUAGCGGUGAUGUCGGGGAGAACAGAGGUUGUCGAGUAUUUGGUCACAAAAGGAGCCAAUCUGCGUCAUGUUGACAAAGAAGGACAUUCAGCCGUUCAUUGGGCAGUGGUUUGUGGACAGCUUGAAACGCUCACGUUAAUAUUGGAGAAAGGCGCCGAUCCGGCAGUACCCGAUUUGAUGAAAGCUCAUCCACUGCACUACGCAACCGCAGCCGAGGAAAUCUCUCAUGAUACCGCCAUCUCAAUCUUGCACACUUUAUUGAGGAAAGGAGCUCAUGUGAAUUGUGUGGACAUCGAUGAGAGAACGCCGAUCCUCUGGGCGGCUAGUAAUGGCAACUCGGAGGUGAUGAUGUCGUUAAAGCAAGCCGGGGGAGAUAUGCAAGCGGUGGACAGGGAUCGGCUAGGAGUGCUGCAUUGUGCGGCAAGUCAUGGCUAUCAUGAGAUAAUCGAGAUCGCCCUGCAAUGCAUUCCAAGGAAAUUGGUUGAUGCGCGAGAUCGAUCAGGUCACACCCCACUCUUCUAUGCAGUCACCCACGGGCAUUUUGAGGCGGCGAGGAUUCUUUUGACCGCUGGAAGCAAUCCGAAUCAUCAGGACUCUCGAUUGCGCACGGCUUCCCAUUGUGCGGCGGCGAAAGGACAGCUGAGAAUGUUAAAAUUGUUGAAACAAUUCGGUGCCUCGUUUGAGAUUCAAAAUUAUCGCGGAGAUCUACCUGUACAUGAGGCCAUUCAAACGGGGAGUAAAGAUGUAACCGAAUGGUUGAUUCAACUCCACCCAAGCUCCCUAGAUGCCACUUCGCACGAGGGACGCACCGGGUUGCAUUUGGCGGCUGCCACCGGAAACAUCGAAAUGGUCGUUUAUUUGUGUGGACAACGAUGUCAGAUCAAUCCGUUGAUGUUGUAUCGGAAUAAUUUGUACACACCACUCGACUUGGCGAAACGAAAAGAUCAUCAGGUGGUCGUCGAUUACUUGAAGAUGAGACAUGAGGCAAAGGAAGCAUCAGAGAUUCCUGAAGAAGAACGAUUGAGCAACAAAAUUCACUUUGAAGAGCAAAUUGUUAAUGCUAAACUGAAUCGAGGGAAGGUUUUGCGUCAAGAGAACUCGGGAGAGCUAUCGACAAGGAGGAUCAGACGGCGUCGAACUUCGUCGGAAAUGUUGAUCAAAGCCACCCAAACGAUCACUCCCGAAGAAGACAGCGAAGAGAGAUUACAGACGAAAAAUCGCCGUCCAUUGACAACCGGGCAAAUCCGAGUCCCUCGAUCGACGAGCACUACCGAUUUGACGACAAACACGACAAAAGACAAGUAUGAGGAUCGGAUCGAACGAAUUUUGCAAGAAGAGAUCAUGAAAGCGAUAGAAGAAAGAAGAGGGGAAAAGAACGUUUUGGAUUCACCCCGAGCGAUCACGAAGAAGAGUCCGAGAAAAGCUUCAAGCGGUGAUUCCUCCGACGACGAGGACAUCAUUAUGAAAAGACGAGUGAAAGCACAAAAGUCUUCAAAUGACACGAAAAAUAUCGAAGGAGAUGUGUCAAGUGUUCCCGAACAUGAUAUCGAUCAUUCAUUGCUGGGAAAAUCGAUUUCCGACUCAUCGGAUGAUGAAGAAAAUGAUGAGAAUGACAAAAAAACAUCGAAUCGUCCCAAAUCAGCGAAACUCCGCGGUACCGGAAUGGGCGUGAAACAGCCGAGUCAGAGCUCGCUGAAAAAGGCCGGCUCAGUCUCCUCAAAAUCGAAAGUCGUCCGGCUAAACACCGAGGAAAAAGACGAAAUAUCGGAAAGCUCAACUGGGUCCCCGUCAGCCGACAAGAAAAUGAUCAUGAGUAAAAGAAAGAAAACCUCGAAAAUCACAAGUAAAAAGUGCACCACGAAAAUCACAAAAAAUAGCGGCGAAAAGAAAUCACGAAAAAGUUUGCAAAAACGCAAAAAUCUGGGCGAAUACGAGACGCUUUUCCGGCACUUUUUGGCGCUGAGUCCCGAAUGGAGAAUGCCAGGUGUUAGAGUUCGACGAGAACCCGAAUUCGGUGAUGCUGGUGAUUAUGGAAUUUUCGAGGAUGAUUGGGAAGAGAUUGAGGCACAACCUGUUGGCAAAGACGCUCGCCGGCGGUAUAUCCACGAAAAGGCCAUCUUCCAGGAGUUAACCCAUUUGAAACGGAUGCAAAUUCAAUAUGGAAAGGUACAAGAAAAAGUGCUCGUCCGUUCUCUUGUCGGGAAUUUUUGUAAAAUGCACGGACUGAACCCGGCCGAUUUCAAGUUUUACACUUUCUACGCCUGGGAGAAAUUCUUAUAUGACCAACUGAAGAUGAUCUAUUUGGAGGAAAGGGAAAGAUUGUCGAGUCAAGCAGGAUUUCGACCAAAAGAUUCGACAAUGAUGAACCCACAAUCAAGGAUGACACGCUUUGAGACAAGACUCAAACAGGCACGAGCCGUUCCAUUGAAUGACAAAGUGAGGGAACUGACACGAAUUUACGGUAACAGCAGCAUGAUCACCGGUGCGAGGUCGCCGAAUAGAAAACACAGGGAAUCAGCGGAUGGGAGGCAUUCGAAGGAGUGCAAGGCUGGCAAUGGAAAACGCUGUGAAUGCAUUGGAAAGCAUCUUCUCAUCAAGCAAGAAAAU